GAACCGGCAAGAUGGUUAAUUUGACGCUCUACGGAUUGGAUCCCAGUCCACCAACCCGUGCAGUCAAAAUGACGUUGGCUGCUCUGCAAUUAGCAUACAAAUACGUUAAUGUGAAUGUGCUGAAGGCAGAGCAACUAUCACCUGCUUAUCUACAGAAGAAUCCACAGCACACGGUGCCUAUGCUCGAGGAUGGGCCAGCUCGGUUUUGGGACUCGCAUGCCAUAAUGGCUUACCUCGUGCGUAAAUAUGCUAAGGAUGAUGCCCUGUAUCCUAAGAAUUUCUACAAGCGCGCAUUGGUGGAUCAACGAUUGCAUUUUGAGUCGGGCGUGGUAUUUGCCCACGCGCUGAUAAGCAUAACGCGGAUGGUUCUCUUCCUUGGCCAAACAAAGGUACCUAAAGAGCGCAUACAGGCAAUUGUAGAGGCUUAUGAUUUUGUCGAAGCCUUUCUCAAUCAGGAGGAUCACGAGUACAUUGCUGGCGAUCAGUUGACCAUUGCAGACUUUAGUCUCAUCUCUUCCAUAAGCUCAAUGGUUGCAUAUGUAGAAAUAGAUCCCGUUAAAUAUCCCAAACUUAGAGCUUGGAUGCGUCGCAUGGAACAGCUGCCAGUUUAUGCAGAGAAUGCGGAAGGGGCACGUCUCUUUAUAGCUUCAGUGAAGAAGGCAAAGUUCACAGUGGCCGAAUAAGAGCACAGUAGCAGAAAUAAUAAUUAUAUGUGGCGGCUUUUUUUCAAUGUAAAAUAUACAGAUGGCAAGUAUACCCAAAAUGGCUCUUUCUAUUUGA
This is a messenger RNA of Drosophila hydei, 780 nucleotides long. RefSeq names its product glutathione S-transferase 1-like. Gene Ontology annotation, biological process: glutathione metabolic process. The record is from RefSeq and is a predicted model, not a curated record. The transcript has a single exon. Lineage: Eukaryota; Metazoa; Arthropoda; Insecta; Diptera; Drosophilidae. Gene Ontology annotation, molecular function: glutathione transferase activity. Bases 12 to 683 code for a protein of 223 amino acids.